Messenger RNA from Melampsora larici-populina 98AG31, 712 nucleotides. RefSeq lists its product as uncharacterized. The record is from RefSeq and is a predicted model, not a curated record. NCBI's taxonomy places the organism in Eukaryota, Fungi, Basidiomycota, Pucciniomycetes, Pucciniales, Melampsoraceae. The transcript has 4 exons. The coding region runs from base 21 to 422 and encodes 133 amino acids.
ACUUCGAUGAAAAAACUUGCAUGUACAUAGUAAUUGCGAGCAAGGUCUCGCCAACAACUGGCAGCAAAGAAUACGAUGUAGGGGUCAAGUCUGACAAAUUGGGCCGGGAAGAUGCGAAACUGCAGUUGUCCAAAAACAAACCCGUGAAAUUCACGCCACGCUCCUUAAAUGCGCAGUUCAAAUCGCCACUCAUAACUACUGAUUCGGAAUCGGUUCAAAGUCUCCGAUUCGGGCCUUCUGACUAUGGCCCUUCUUCAUUCUCCUCUGCUUCUAACGACGUUGCAGCUGGGCCAUCUGAUAGCUCUCCAAACACUGCUGUAUCGGACACCAUUCCAAACCCGUCAAGCAAGAAGAGAACUCGGGCUCCACCAAAGCGAAAUACCAAAAGGGGUAGAGCUCUCGAUUUGACCAUAGCCGAAUAGUACACUCUAUUGAAUGCCCCAGCCCCUCGUAUUUUGACUUCGGUAGAUGGAAUUUGUUUUUAGUUUCACACACCAAACAAUUAUUUCAAAGUACAUGCAAUUUCUUUACAAAUCAUGCAGUUGUGGGUUGUGCUCUUCUGGCAUUGGCAAAAUUGUUUUUCCGUGAAUUUCGUAUUCCGAGUUGUUCAACAUUCUCUUUAAGAUCUAUUGUACGCAUUUCUAUACGUAUUGUUAUUCAAUCCUCAUCUAUAUGAUUUGUUCAGUAAUACAAAGUUGUAUUCUCAAUCCAU